Molecule: messenger RNA, 1971 nt
Organism: Aspergillus puulaauensis
Lineage: Eukaryota; Fungi; Ascomycota; Eurotiomycetes; Eurotiales; Aspergillaceae
Product: ribosome biogenesis GTPase LSG1
Exons: 1
Coding region: 1-1971 (656 amino acids)
Biological process (GO): ribosomal subunit export from nucleus
Cellular component (GO): cytosol
Molecular function (GO): GTPase activity; GTP binding
Source: RefSeq, a predicted model, not a curated record
AUGGUGCUGGCAAAAUCCAAAAACUCCGUGGGGCUCGGCCAGAGCCUCAUGAACGAUCGCUUUGGCAAAGGAAAGGCGUCCAACAUGAAGAAGGCCUCCCAUAAUGCCGGAAUUGCUCGAAAAGAUAUGAACGGCGAAACUUACAUCACCAACUCCGCCAAGGAGGCGUCCUGGGUCAAGAUGCGCAGUAUCACAGAACAAGCCGCCCUCGACGAAUUCCUGACGACCGCCGAGUUGGCUGGUACCGAUUUCACUGCGGAAAAGAUGAACAACGUUCAAAUUAUCCAUACCGACCAGAAGAACCCAUACUUGCUUUCAGCUGCAGAAGAGCAGAGCACACUUCGGAAGCACAAGAAGAACAAAGGCCGACUGACGGUUCCGCGUCGCCCGCAGUGGGAUAAAAGCACCACCCGAAAUGAGCUCGAUGUUAUGGAACGUGACAACUUCAUGGACUGGCGUCGGGGUCUGGCUGAAUUACAGGAGAACCACGAUCUCCUGAUGACACCCUUUGAGCGAAAUAUCGAAGUCUGGCGUCAGUUGUGGCGAGUGAUUGAGCGUUCCGAUAUCGUUGUACAGAUUGUCGAUGCCCGGAAUCCCUUACUCUUCCGGUCCGAGGACCUUGAAAUCUAUGUGAAGGAACUCAGCCCACACAAGCGAAAUUUGUUACUUGUCAACAAGGCGGACCUGUUGACCGACAAGCAGCGUGAAACGUGGGCAGACUAUUUCGAGCGAAACCAGAUUGAUUUCCGUUUCUUCUCCGCGCAAAUGGCCAAGGAAGCCAAUGAGGCCCGCGAGAAUGAGGGUGGGAGCGAGGAUGAGGAUGAGACUGAGUCCUUGGCCGAGGGUGCGAAGGAUUUGGAUAUCCAGGACUCUGGCGAGAAAGAAGCGGACGGUGGCGUCGAGCUCUCCGGCAAGACAGCAGCCACCAUUUCCAAGCGAACUAAUAUUCUCGACGUGGACGAGUUAGAGGAGCUUUUCCUUUCAAAUGCGCCAGGUGAGACGGAAGAGGAGGAGCUCGAGGAGGAUGGUACUCCUAAGCAAAAGAAAACCAUUAUUGGUCUUGUCGGAUACCCCAACGUCGGAAAGUCCAGCACAAUCAACUCCCUUCUAGGAGCCAAGAAGGUUUCCGUCUCAGCAACACCCGGUAAAACCAAGCACUUCCAAACCCUCUACCUCUCCCCAGAGAUCAUGCUCUGCGAUUGCCCCGGUCUCGUCUUCCCCAACUUUGCCUCCACAAAGGCUGAGCUUGUCGUCAACGGUGUCCUUCCCAUCGACCAGCAGCGCGAGUUCACCGGGCCCGCCGGCCUCGUCGCCCAACGUAUUCCCAAACACUUUCUCGAGGAUGUCUACGGUGUAACAAUCAAAACUCGCCCAGUCGAGGAAGGCGGUACAGGUAUCCCAACUGCUCACGACAUCCUCCGCACCUACGCCCGUGCCCGCGGUUUCGCAACAACCGGCCAGGGCCAACCCGAUGAAUCGCGCGCCGCCCGCUACAUCCUCAAAGACUACGUCAACGGCAAGCUCCUCUACUGCCACCCACCACCAACAAACGAUGCCGAAGACGAAGAGCCCAUAGACGCGGACGAAUUCAACAAAGACCUCUACGACUGGGCUCACCUCCCACCGCGCCGUCGAGCAAUGCUCGAAGCAGCUCACCAGUCUUCAUCAGCGUCCACAUCCACGUCUAAAGCGCCUGUCCGGGGCACCAAGUCCCAAACAGUGGACAACGGUUUCUUCGGCAACGGAUCCGAGCCUAAUGGAGGCCGUCUGACAUUGCCCUUCAACUCCAAAUAUACCGAGCAAGGCCAGGCAAUCCGCAAACCCCUCACAGGGCGCAAGGAACGAACGAUGGUGGCGUUGGAGCGGGGCGUCGACGUAUCCGAGGUACGAGGUAACUCGAAGAAGCAUUUCAAGGUUAAGCAUAAGAAUCAGAAGAAGGGGAAGAAGACGGCGGAGGAUGAUGAUUUCUGA